CGCCUCAAACAGCAGGUCUGCUGUUACACUGCCAGCUCCCCCAAAGCUUCAUGGGUUGAUCCUGUUGAACUUCAACAGUCUUCCCCUUCUUCAGCCUCUGUACAACCCCGUGACCCCGCCUCCCUCCCCAUCCUACAGCUGUGCCCUUUUUGCUGCAUUGCCAGUGCAACCAACACCAGCGUGAUGGCUUGUUGUGCCUCGGGCUCAUUUGGACGAGCAACUGCAGCAUCACACACCACUACACAGACUUCCAGAUGCGUCAGCCACUAGAGUGAGAGAUACAUAGAGACUGGGGAGGAGGGACAGACACACAGAGAAGGGGAGCAGUACUACAAGAGAAAGGAGGGAUCAUCUAUCCCAGCAAGAGAGGCAUCCACCUGUCCCCCCAUAGGAAGGUGGCCCCCCCACCUGAUCCAUCUCGUUGCAAGGGGGGGAUCCUGCAUAGCCUGGAAGGCAACAGAGACUAUGCAGCUAGGACUGGUGGCGCUGGCAAUGGUCUUUCUCAGCUCCAUGGGUCACAGUGAUGUUCUGAAGCUCUCCAAGGCAAGAAGACAUAGACGUGUUAGCACUGAGGGGCCCCCAUCUUGCCCCAAAGGCUGUGACCGAUGUUCUGAGUAUAAUGGCUGCAUUAAAUGCAAGCCUAAGCUCUUCAUCUUCUUGGAGCGCAAUGACAUCCGUCAGAUAGGCGUGUGCCUUGCCUCCUGCCCCAUGGGAUACUUUGGCAUGAGGAACCCUGAAGGCAAUAACCGAUGCACCCAAUGUAAAAUAGACAAUUGUGAAGCGUGUUUCAAUCGCAAUUUUUGCACAAAAUGUAAGGAGGGCUUGUAUUCACACAGUGGGAGAUGUUAUGUCAGCUGCCCUCCAGGUCAACGCACCGUUAAUGAGACCAUGGAGUGUGUCGGUCAACGUGCUUCAGAGUGUGAACUGGGUGAGUGGAGCCAAUGGGGUUCCUGUAUGAAGAAAAACAAAACAUGUGGAUUUAAGAAAGGCACCCAGUCCCGGGUUCGUGUACCCCUUCCGCAGGUUCACAGUCCGGACACCUCUCCUCCUUUUGUACCCUCGCAGACCUGUGCUCCAGAGACAGAGAGGAGGAAGUGUGUCGUGACCAAAACUCCUUGUGCGAGGGAGAGGAAGAAUAAAGGAGACAGACAAGAUGAUACAAACAGGAGAGAAAGGGAGAAUGCACGUGGGCGAGGACAAGACAGUAGAGGAGGAGGAGGAGGAGGAGGAGGUGGAAAGCGGAGAAAAGGCCAGAGCAGGACGACCACUGCUCCCAGCAUCACAACUAGCUCUGUCACCUAAGCGCUAGCGCCUGCUGGAUGAGGCUGAGAGAAUACCAGAGACAAUGCCUCACCCAGCAGCGCCAGCCACAGAAAGUGAUUGAUGUUGAAGGAAGGGUAUUAAUGCUGCUAUGCUGCAUUGUAGAUGCAGAGAGAACUGGAGGAUUGCUGCAACACAACAGAUUCCCUGAAGCUUUUUGAAUAGUUGACCAUAUCUGGAAGAGACCUGUGUUUUAAUGUUGGACAGCAAAGCCAAACUGAAGACUAUGGUUGGACUUGAUUCGUGUCAUGAACUGAUCCUAUAUCACUCUUAAACUAAAACCAGAUUAUGUGUUUCAAAUUGAGCAUUCAAGCCUGAUUAUGAAUGAAGGGAUGCUUAAAUCUCCUCUGGUCGAUGAUGUAUUUUGUUCCAGUCUGAUUUUAAUUACAAUCUGUUCUUCAUUUGUUUUCAUGUUUGUAAGAGGUGGCAGAUGGAUUUUCUCAACUGUCCCUGUCUGUGAUGUAAAGACAAAGAAGAGUAUUACAUCUUGGUACCUGUGUUUCCUGUUGUGUGAGAUGAAACAGAAAGAAAGGCACUGGAAAUCAUUUGCGGUUGUUGAGGACAGAAUUUGUCUGUACAGUUACGUUCAUAAUUUGUUUAACAAACAAUUUUUUAUAGCUUUGCUUCUGCACACUACUACAAACAAUCAAAACACGAUUGAAGCGUAAGCAUUCGGCUUUAUUUCAAAGGGUUUAGAAAAGUAAUUUUUGUAUGUAGUCCCCCAUUUUAAGAGGGUCAAAAGCAAUUGGAAAAACUAACAUCAUUUGAAAUAUAAGGACUCUUUUGGAUGAAAAUCCUUUACAGUCGAUGAAGUCCAGAACCCAUGGACAUCACCAGAUGCUGCGUUUCCUCCCUUGAGAUGCUCUACUAGGCCUUUACUGCAGUCACAUUCAGUUGCUGCUUGUUUGUGAGUCUCUGCCUUCAGUUUUGUCUUCAGUGACUAAAAAGCCUGCUUUAUUGAGUUCGAGAUCAGGUGAUUGACUUGGACACUGAAGGACACCCCAAUUCUUUGCCUUGAAAAACUCUUGGGUUUCUUUUUUCAGUCUGCUUCGGGUCAUUAUUCAUUUGCACCGUGAAGCAGCAUCCAGUCAUUUUUCCAGCAUUUGAUUGAAUUUGAACAGCGAGUAUAGCCCUUUACACUCAUAGGUCAUACUUCUACUUCUGUCUGGAUCAUCAGUAAAUACUACUGACUCGGUUUCAUUGGUGGCAGUAAAUGCCCAUCCCGUAACACGGCCUCCAUCACGUUUGACAGACGAUGUGGUCUGAUUCAGAUCGUGACGCUUCCUAUCAUUCUGGUAUAGCUUAGUCUUGAUUUAAUCUGUCCAAAUUUUUUAUUUAUUUAUUUUCUUUUUCAGAACUGUGCAACGUCUUUUAGAUGUUUUCUGACAAAUUCUAAUCUGACCUUCCUGUUCUUGAUUGUAACCAAUGGUUUGCACCUUGUUGUAAACCCUCUGUAUUUACAUUGUAUUUAUUCUCAAGGCAUCUCUUGAUUGUAGACCUUGACAAUAAUAAGCCUACUUCCCCAACUUCCUGAAUUGGUUGGAUGUUGUGAAGUUUUUUUUUUUGUUUUUUCUUCUUAAUCGUGGAAAUCACACUGUUGAUGUGACCGCUCUGAUAGGUUUAGGUUUUGUUUUUUCAGCCUGAUGAUGCCUCCUUUACUUGCAACAGUUUCUCUUUGGACCUCAUAUUGAGAGUUCCAGUAAAAAGAUACCUAAUGCAAUCUCAACUCAACUCAACCCCACAUCAUUUAUCUGCUUAAUUUGCCAUGGAAUAAUGAGGGACCAGGCCUCACCUGGCCAUGAAUCUGCUUGUCAGUCAAUUGUCUAGUUACUUUUGAGCCUCUGAAAAUGGGGGACUGUAUAAAAACAGUUGUAAAUCCAAAACAGCUAAUGAGUUUUUUUUUUUUUUGUGAAAGCUGCUGAAAUAAAGCUGAAAGUCUGCACUUCAAUCACAUCUUGAUUGUUUGAUUUAAAACCCACUGUGAUGACGUACAGAGACAAAAUUUUAAAAAAUUGAGUCAUUGUUCAAAAUCAAGAAGAUGCAGAGGAGGAUUACAGUAUCAGGCGCACAUCUUAUAUGCGCUGGUGUCUAGACACAAACUUUAGUCAUUUGAUAGCUUAAUGUUUGUUUUGGGAAAAAAAAAGUUUGGAUCUGAAAAUAUCUCUGCACAGAAAUGAGUAUUUGCAUGGUAAAAAGUUACAUGUGUGUGUGUAUGUGUGUGUGAAUGUGUUGGUCCAUAUCUGAAGUCUGGGUGUUUGUUUAUAUGCAUUCCUGCACGAAUUCAAAUGGUUUGAUGAUGGAACUUAGUUGUUUGUAGGUGUGUUGAUGUUUGCACAUAUAGUAUAUGGUAAUACUGAUCUAACAGAUUGAAGGAAAAAGGUCUGUAAAACAGCAGAAAUAAAAUGUAAAUGCACAGCAAUAUACUGAAUAUGCAGUAAAUACAAGCCACUUAUUAUUAUAUAAGCCACCAAAUCAUCAGCCAUUCAAUAAUCUGUAUGUUUGCAACAGGGUCUGAAGAUUUUGCACAAUUAUAAUGUUUCCUACUGCUCAUAUUUCAGAACAAUCAUAGCAUUUUAUAAUUGUAUACUGUAAAAACUGGCUUUGUGACAUUGCGGAUGGAGUUUUUUUUUUUUUCCGUGGGUCUGUCUGUUUUAAACAAGGUUUUAGUUUUGGAGAAAGUUACAUGCUCUAUUAUUCAUUCAUACUAUGAGCUGUGAUACUGAAUAUGUCAAGCUGUGUUUAUCAACAAAUUUAAAAAGUAUUAGUACUAUCAUGUAUAGCUUAUUCUGUGAAAGCCUAAAUAAAGUUCAGAUGAAGCUAAUGAACGUCA
Archocentrus centrarchus (flier cichlid) is the source of this 4150-nucleotide messenger RNA. It is a transcript of the gene rspo1, whose product is annotated as R-spondin 1. Bases 466 to 1302 code for a protein of 278 amino acids. Lineage: Eukaryota; Metazoa; Chordata; Actinopteri; Cichliformes; Cichlidae. The record is from RefSeq and is a predicted model, not a curated record. The transcript is spliced from 5 exons.